Polyodon spathula (Mississippi paddlefish) is the source of this 2106-nucleotide messenger RNA. RefSeq names its product desmoglein-2-like. Gene Ontology annotation, cellular component: membrane; desmosome. The transcript is spliced from 5 exons. Bases 93 to 1679 code for a protein of 528 amino acids. The record is from RefSeq and is a predicted model, not a curated record. Lineage: Eukaryota; Metazoa; Chordata; Actinopteri; Acipenseriformes; Polyodontidae. Gene Ontology annotation, molecular function: calcium ion binding. Gene Ontology annotation, biological process: homophilic cell-cell adhesion.
AUCCCAAUAGUGUCCCCUUCAAAUACAAGAUCUUUGAUGAACCUAAGGGUACAGCGCAGAACUGGAAAGUCGAACAUCUCAAUGGAACUAGCAUGAUACUCAAACCCAUAGAAACCUUUUGGCCUGGUCAGUACAGUGUAACCCUUUUAAUAUAUGAUCAGCAGGGGAAAUCCUGUAGUGACAAGCAGGUUCUAAAUAUUGCCGUCUGCACCUGUGAAAACACCAGGGCCUGUGUACCAGUCACCGACAGACUUCAGUCAACUGGAGCUAGACUUGGACCUGCGGCUAUUGGUCUUAUGAUUCUAGCACUCUUACUGCUGCUACUUGUGCCUCUUCUGCUGCUAUUUUGUUCAUGUGGGGCUGGAGCGGCAGGCGGUUUUGUCCCAAUUACUGAUGGUUCAGCAGGACAUUUGAUUUCAUAUGACACGGAAAAAAUAGGUGAAGAUAAGGCAGUUCCACCUCUUGUACCAUCAAUGGUCAAGGACAUCAAUGGAGGAGGGGGCAGUGGCAUCAAGUCUGCUGGACAAAUUUGGUGGCGAAGAUCAGUAACAGCAGAACAGUGGCACUCCAAGGGAUGGAGUGUAGAUGCCUUUGAGGGUGUAGCUCUACCUGAAGCUUACUUGGAACAGUACUAUGUGGAGAAAACUAAAUAUGUUUUAAUGGAAGGUCAUUUACAAAAAGAUGCCAUGUUGGUGUAUGAUUAUGAAGGCCACGAGUCACCUGUGGGUUCGACAGGAUCUUGUAGCUUUACUGAAGAAGAUCUAGACCAAAGCUUCCUAAAUGAACUAGGACCAAAGUUUAAGACUCUUGCUGAAAUCUGCAGGGGCACAGAGAUGACUUCAGGAGUUUCAGUUGAGCAGCCUGGUGUUGCUGUUCAGCACACCACCGUGUCCACUAACCCAGUCAUCACCAAUAAUUGUGUGGUGACCAACAAAACCGUUGAGGUGACCAGCCCAGUUCCAGCACCCCAGGUCCAAAAGAAUGUGGUUGUCACAGAAAACGUGUCUCCUCCUCAGCCAACCGUGUAUCUCCAGAAAAAUGUGGUUGUUUCUGACCCUGGCUUCGUUCAACAGCCUGUAUACUAUGCCACUAACCCAAUCAUUCAGACCACUCGAUACAUUGUUGAGCCACAGAUCCAAAGGAAUGUCGUGAUAGAAAGGUCUUCUGUCCCUGGCUUGCAAGGCCACCUUCUAAUGAGUGACGUUCCAAGCACUCAGAAUGUGAUGGUGACCCAGAAGAGAUUGGUGCAUGGCUCGGGUAAUCAGGGUGGCAUGAUGGUGGGGUUAGAUCAGGGUACUCUGCGCACGAGUGAAAUACCAAACUCACAGCAUGUGUUACUGCUGGAAAAUAGAGGUUUUGAUCAGGGAAGUAUGCACUUCAGUGAACCUGUUUCUCAUAAUGUGGUGUUGACGGAGAAGAGAGUGGUGUCUGGACAUAAUGUGCAGGGUGACAUGAUGGGGUAUGAACUAGGCAGCUUGCACAGGAAUGUGAUGCCUGGUUCACAGAAUGUAACAGUAACAGAGAAGACCGUGGUAUCUGAGUCCAGUAUGCAGGGUGGAAAGGUGGGGUUUGGUCAGGGUACUCUGCGCAUGAGUGAAAUGCCAAACGCACAGCAUGUAACAGUGACAGAGAAGAGAGUGGUAUCUGGAAGUAGUGUGCAGGGUGGGUUAAUGGGAUGAAGUAAGAUGCACUUGGCAUAUAUAAAAGGUUGUUUAACAAACUCGUGUGAGUGAGGACAGAGCAAAAAUUAAGCCCACAACAUAGACGGAUAUCCUUUACAUUUGAAUUAAGUAUUAAAGGAUUCUGUAUCUAAAUCAAGGAAAUUUAAUUUUAUCCAAGGUUUAUGCCAGGGUUCUGGGAAUUUGUCUUGAAUGAAUACAGUAAUUCAUUUUUAAUUGUCAAAGGCUGUUUAUGUAAAAUACAAUCUGUAUGGAUACAUAAAUGCUUGUGUGCUGUAUUUGUGUGUGCAUAUAUAAAACAAUUGUAAUCCAAACAGUAAUCAGUAGAUGAACUUGUUAGGUUUAAAGGCUUGGGGCAUGGCAUAUACAUUUUGAAUGAAGAGUGGUUGAUACUUUGAGCUUACAGGUUGGAUCAGUUGUGCUGUAC